UUUCCUUAUUUCUUCUCACAAUCUGCAUCACAAUGAAAUCAGGAUAAUGUCCAUGUAUGCCCCAAAAACAGGCUAAAUGCCAUGGGCUUUACUAUAACUACAGGGUUGUCAGUUCUAUUCCAGAUUAACACAAUGCAAUUUUUACACUAGGACAAGGUAGCCUAUUUAACUUGUCACAAUUCAUUAAAUAUCGAAACGGAUAUCUGGACAUUUAUGGAUAGUUAUGCAUGAUUCUUUUUUGGAGUUCUCUCGUCUGCAAUAGCACAGCGCCGCCUUGGUGGACCCCUUUCGAAUGCUAAACCCCGGAGCAGAAAGCAAAGGCACACGUAGGCUACUUCCUGGACCAACUGCAGAUAGUUAGACUAACAGUAACUGGAGUUAUACGGAACAGUUAUACAAGUAACGUUAUAUCAAAUGGACCUAAAGAAUCUACGAUAACACUGGACUGGAAUCAGGGCUAAACCCCGGAUGUUGUUUGUUUUGGUCUCCAGCGAUGUCUACACCAUCUUCUGAAAUGCUGGAAACACCACAUGGCUACCCCUUUGAAGAAAUUGAAUAUGGUGAUAUUGAAGUUGAAGAGGUGGUGGGACGGGGGGCAUUUGGAGUGGUCUGCAAAGCCAAAUGGAGAGGCAAAGACGUUGCCAUCAAGACCAUAGAAAGUGAAUCGGAACGAAAAGCUUUCAUAGUUGAGCUUCGCCAACUUUCUCGUGUAAAUCAUCCUAACAUUGUUAAGCUUUAUGGCUCCUGUAACAAUCCGGUCUGCCUUGUUAUGGAAUACGCUGAAGGAGGAUCUUUGUACAACGUGCUCCAUGGAGCUGAGCCACUGCCUUACUACACUGCCUCCCACGCUAUGAGCUGGUGUCUGCAGUGCUCACAAGGAGUGUCCUAUCUCCAUGGCAUGAAGCCAAAGGCCCUUAUUCACAGAGACCUGAAACCACCAAACUUACUGCUUGUCGCUGGGGGAACUGUCCUGAAGAUAUGCGACUUUGGCACCGCCUGCGACAUUCAGACCCACAUGACCAACAAUAAAGGGAGCGCCGCCUGGAUGGCGCCAGAGGUGUUCGAAGGCAGCAACUACAGUGAGAAAUGUGAUGUGUUCAGCUGGGGGAUCAUACUUUGGGAGGUGAUCACCCGUAAGAAGCCCUUUGAUGAGAUCGGUGGCCCAGCCUUCCGCAUCAUGUGGGCGGUGCACAACGGUACGAGGCCUCCCCUGAUCAAGAACCUCCCCAAACCCAUUGAGAGUUUGAUGACACGCUGUUGGUCCAAAGACCCGUCUCAGCGCCCGGCCAUGGAGGAGAUUGUGAAGAUCAUGACCCACCUGAUGAAGUACUUUCCAGGAUCUGAUGAACCCCUGCAGUACCCAUACCAGUAUUCAGAUGACGGACAGUGUAACUCAGCCACCAGCACAGGGUCCUACUUGGACUACACCUCCAACAGCAAUAAAAGUGAUGGAAACUUGGAGCAGGGGAGAAAUGACACCAUCAAGACCAUGGAGACCAAGUUUGCACCUCACUUCAAACCGAAGGGGGAGACGGUGCGCCCAGGUCUCCCUCUGUCCAGGGGAAGCAGUGUGGAGAGCCUGUCUGGACGGACGCUGGUCCUGGCCCCCUGCGAAGGCAAGCGAAUGAGCGCUGACUUGUCAGAGCUGGAGUACCGCGGCACGCUGGGACCUGCAGCACGACCCCCAUACAAACGGGGGCAUCGUAAAACAGCCUCGUUUGGCACCGUACCAGAGGUCCCCAAGUUCCUGUUCACAGGCAGCUGUGAGAGACGCAGAUCUGUGCAGGAUCUGCCAGGGCUCGGGACCGAAUCCAGUCAGGGGAGCAGGGGCAGCAGCAGGUCCUCCAGCCCGAGCGCCAGGAUGAUCACGGCAGACAAGGCUGGCCGCGGCUACAGCUUCUCCCCAGACGACCCCACGGAUACCGGUGGUUCAGACAACUCCAUUCCCAUGGCUUACCUGACACUGGACCACCAACUGCAGCCUCUUGCACCCUGUCCCAACUCCAAAGAGUCCAUGGCUGUGUUUGAACAGCACUGCAAAAUGGCACAGGAGUACCUGAAAGUACAGACGGAAAUAGCCUUGCUCUUCCAGAGAAAGAAGGAGCUGAUAGCCGAGCUGGACCGGGACGAGAAGGACCAGCAGAACACAUCCCGCCUGGUCCAGGAGCACAAGAAACUGACCGAGGAGAACAAGAGCCUGUCCACCUGCUUCCACGAGUGCAAGAAACGGCUGGAGCUGAUCCGCACCCAGCAGCAGAAGAGACAGGGCACCUCCUGAUGGAGGCGGGGCACCUCCUAACAAUGGGGGGAGGGGGGGG
This is a messenger RNA of Anguilla anguilla (European eel), 2318 nucleotides long. RefSeq names its product mitogen-activated protein kinase kinase kinase 7-like. Gene Ontology annotation, molecular function: ATP binding; MAP kinase kinase kinase activity; magnesium ion binding. NCBI's taxonomy places the organism in Eukaryota, Metazoa, Chordata, Actinopteri, Anguilliformes, Anguillidae. The transcript has 18 exons. Gene Ontology annotation, biological process: JNK cascade; protein phosphorylation; positive regulation of canonical NF-kappaB signal transduction. The coding region runs from base 494 to 2278 and encodes 594 amino acids. The record is from RefSeq and is a predicted model, not a curated record.